CAACGCAAGAACACCUCUUCAAAUAUCUGCAGCUUCCUUUUUAUGGGUGUCGACAAAUCGAGGAAUGCGACGCGACUACAAUGAGUAGAAUGGCCCGAAACCGAGGCUAUGGGGGCUUCAGCGAAGACCCAUAUGCCAAUGGGAAUGGAAAUGGCAAUGGAUAUGGCGGGCCCAUUGCAGAGAGCGAUGACUACGAUCCCUACGGUUCAAAUUAUGUCGACAGAUACGGCACACCUCCUAUAACUACUCCGUCUCCUCCGGCGACGAGAUCAGCCUUCGCUCGGCCACCUCCAAGACUUGCGCCAGAGAGCAAUGCAGAGAAGCAGAUAGGUGAAGUGUUGGAGCAUAUAAAAACAGAAUGGCCUGCGAUGUGCGAGAACGAAUGCUUGCCCGUCCAUGUAGCCCUUCAGCUGCUGGAUACUAGUUCCGUUGGACGAGCGCAUGAAUACCGACAAUUCGAGAAGACACACAGAUACCUUCAAGAUUCGCUCAAAGCUAUUGUUCACGAGCACCACCAAGGUUUCAACAGCUCUAUUGGUACCUUUCAUAAGAUUCAAUCGAGUAUACAAGCCUCUCAGAAACGGGUACGCACAUUAAAAGAAUCUUUGGCACAAUCAAAAACAAGCUUGGCAACUACGGACCCAGAACUGAAAAAGUUGGCGACUGCUUCCCAAAAUUACGAUGAUUUAAUACACACACUGUCUGAGAUUGAGGAUUUGCGGCUGGUACCGGAUCAACUAGAGGCACGAAUAUCAGAGAAGAGGUUUCUUACAGCUGUGGACAUAUUACAAACGGCUUUGAGGCGGAUCAGAGUUCCAGCCAUGGACCAAAUUGGAGCACUGGGCGAUCUCAGAAGUUAUCUUACGAACCAAGAGACGGCUUUGACAGAUAUUUUAAUUGAAGAACUGCACGACCAUCUCUAUCUCAAGUCUCCAUAUUGUCAAGAGAGAUGGCAAACGCUUGCUAAGAGUCAAGGUGCCUUGGGCAAAGAAAAGCUUGACAAGGCAGUCGCCUUCCGACCUUUCUGGGAGAUGCUGGAGGCCAUGGAUCUCUCAGAACCAAUGAUCGAAGACCCGUCGAGGAAUCCGGAGGCAGAUACUUUCUACUAUAUCGAGUUGCUUGUCGAGUCACUGAAUAAAUUGGGACGUCUUGAAUCCGCUGUCGAUACCAUUAAGCAAAGACUUCCCGUCGAACUUUUCAGCAUCGUCACAGAAACAAACAGCGAGGUCGACCAGAAACAUCCCAGCUCCUUACGGGGUGGCAUUGCAAACGCUCAAGGCAACCAGUCAUUUGGUAAUCGUGAGAACAGCAUUCGAUCAGACGUUAUCUAUGAUCUACUCUGGACUUUGUAUGCCAAGUUCGAGGCGAUUGCUGAGAGCCAUCGAGUCUUUCACGAGGUUGUAAAAUCUUCCGUGCGAGGAGAAGGUGUGAAAGAUUCUUCAGCUCUUCUAGGGAGUUUCAAAGAACUUUGGAAUCUAUAUCAGAAUGAGAUCAGAUCUCUGUUGCAUAAUUACGUUACAACGGACGCAGAUGUCUAUGAAUUCAAUUCCUCCCCAAGACCUGGAGUUACCAAGCAAGAUCUGAAACGCGAACAUCUAUUCCAAUUCUCGGAUGCAGAUUCGAAAUCUGUUCAGAUGAGCACAGAAUAUCAAGAACUAGAGGGUAUCAUUAGAGCCGCAGUACCAGGUCUCAUGUCAGGUCGAAAGCAAGGUGCGGAUGGCAAGAAAGUCCCCCAAAGGAUUGAGAGUACUAUCGACCGCAAUGGUUCGCGCCGAGGUGUGAGUGCUGUCUUCGAUAAUAAGUCAGGCGGCAUCGGCGCUCAUAAAUCUUUGGUGGAGCCGAGCGUAUUUAACAUGAGUCUCUUGUUGCCUCCAACGCUAGGGUUCUUGCAUCGACUGAGGAAUAUUGUGCCUCCAGGAUCAGAUAUGGUCAAAAGCACUUUAACUUCGUUCCUUGACAAUUUCCUGGUCAAUGUUUUUCAGCCACAGCUUGAGGAGACUCUGGGUAAACUUUGCGAUUCGGUUUUUGAAGAGACCGAUGCAUUCCAGCAAGAUUCCCAAUGGACCAAGGUUGCUCGUCGACCUAUUUUUAAGGGAACCGCUGCAUUCUAUACUCUAAUUACAGCGUUCUGCAGAAUGCUAGACACAAUUCCUCCUGACCAAAACCUCAGCAUGCUCAUCGUCAAUCAAAUGAUGAGAUACUACGAUCGUUGUUAUGACUGGUUUAAGUCAUUGGUAUCUCGGGUGCGAGACGCGGAGGGUGUCAUUUUGAAGCUCUCUGCAAGACUAGCAGAAGGUCCAGGUGACAUCCACGAAACGAUGCAGAAAUUGUGGACGUCCGAGACAGCAGAUGCGGAGCUGUUGGAGAAGGAGACAGGUUUGCUUAUAUUGCAGACGAAUGAGAAUCCUUUACUCCGGGACGACAUCAUAUCGGAUCGCGAAACAAUCUCUUCGCUUUGCGUCCUUUACACUAGCAUGAGGUGGCUGGCUAUCAAAAUUAUAGAGCUUCGUCACAUUACUCGUCAUGAUACCACCGUUUCUCGCACAUCGUUACCACAAAAUAGACGGUGGACACUAUUGAACGAUGCUUCGAGAAACCAAGACGAGCAGAUUCCUGUCUACUUGCCAAUGACCCAGGAAAGUGUUGGACUCUUUGAUUCAAUGGUGGCUUCAUACCAAGAACUUGCUGGGAAGGUUCUCUUGACUUUACAUAUGGAAGCACGUUGCCAGAUCGUCCAAUCUCUUGCCACGGCACUUUUGCCUGAUACUACUCCAUAUCUUCUGGAACAAGUGGUAAACGAUCCAGAUCCCAAAAUAUUGAGUCUCAAUGCCGACCUUGUCUCGUACGAUGAGACUAUUGUUCGUUUCCUCCGCGAGAAAGAGAUCUCGUUCAUUCGGACUGGCUUGGGCUUGUUAGUAGACAGUUUCUUGGUCACUAAUUCUGGCAUGGUCAAGGCUAUGAACGCAAAUGGUUGUGGAAGAAUGCAACUCAACAUUCUUGUCCUGCAACAGAACUUGAAGAAUAUAGAAGCAGACGUAAGCCUGGAACGUGCAGCGAAAUUCUUCGAUCUCUUUACUGAAGGACCUGAUGCCGUUGUGAAGCAAGCGAAGGACGAGAAAGAGAGUGGUAAUGGUGGGAAGGAGCUCUUCUCCUACGAAGAGCUGAAAACGUUGGUGGAAUUGUGCUAUAGCGAACAGCUCUCGAAUCCAGAGCGAGGUAUCAGCACGGUGGCAAAGCGAGGCAUGGGAGAGCAUCUUCUACAGUUGAGCGAGUAUAUGUGGCAAAGUUAAGCAAUUGCUAUCUGACUGCAUUUAGCAUGGAAUUCCAGGAUGGGAUUGAGCGCUCGUUCUGUAUAUAGGGGCCAAUGAGUGCGAGCUUGAGGCCUGUCGAGGAUCUAUCGAUCCAGUGAAGCAGUGGGAUACCUACCCUUGAAGAUGAUCAUCUAUUGCUCUGAAAUGUCAUAUUCUGAGAAAUCGAUAAGAAGGCGAGAUCAGCAGUCUCGGUGGCGAAUGCCCUCAACUUUUCACCAAAUGCGGGGUUGAAGAUACUAUUGUGGCUGCGCAUUUCAGAUCGGCAGCAGCCGUGAAUGAAAAGUCUCUAGAUGAAUAUCUAAUUAUAUCUGAUAGACGACUACACGUGGGGAAGUACUCGUAGAGAUGUAACUUUAUGCUAGGGGCAAAUACUCUAAUCUCUUACCAAGUAUCUUCAAUC
This is a messenger RNA of Mollisia scopiformis, 3711 nucleotides long. RefSeq lists its product as uncharacterized. The transcript has 2 exons. The record is from RefSeq and is a predicted model, not a curated record. Gene Ontology annotation, cellular component: exocyst. NCBI's taxonomy places the organism in Eukaryota, Fungi, Ascomycota, Leotiomycetes, Helotiales, Mollisiaceae. Bases 81 to 3290 code for a protein of 1069 amino acids. Gene Ontology annotation, biological process: Golgi to plasma membrane transport; exocytosis.